Messenger RNA from Lampris incognitus (smalleye Pacific opah), 1059 nucleotides. RefSeq names its product endophilin-A1-like. Bases 55 to 1059 code for a protein of 334 amino acids. Gene Ontology annotation, cellular component: presynapse; cytoplasm; glutamatergic synapse. Gene Ontology annotation, biological process: synaptic vesicle uncoating. Lineage: Eukaryota; Metazoa; Chordata; Actinopteri; Lampriformes; Lampridae. The record is from RefSeq and is a predicted model, not a curated record. Gene Ontology annotation, molecular function: protein binding. The transcript has 9 exons.
AGUGAGAAGGUCGGAGGGGCAGAGGGAACCAAACUAGACGAUGACUUCAAGGAAAUGGAAAAGAAAGUAGACAUCACAAGCCGGGCGGUACUGGACAUCAUGACCAAAACUACAGAGUACCUCCAACCCAACCCAGCGUCCCGAGCCAAGCUGAGCAUGAUCAACACCAUGUCGAAGAUCCGGGGGCAGGAGAAGGGGCCGGGGUACCCCCAGGCAGAGACCGUUCUGGGGGACGCCAUGCAGAAGUUUGGCCGGGAGCUCGGAGAAGAAUCCAGCUUCGGCCUAGUUCUGAUAGAUGCAGGUGAGGCGAUGAGAGAGCUUGGUGAGGUGAAGGACGCUCUGGACAUGGAGGUCAAACAAAACUUCAUCGACCCACUUCAGAACCUCCAUGACAAGGACCUGAAGGAGAUCCAGCACCACCUGAAGAAGAUGGAGGGCCGUCGUCUGGACUUCGACUACAAGAAGAAGCGUCAGGGGAAAGUCCAGGAAGAGGAAAUAAAACAGGCGCUGGAGAAGUUUGACGAGGGCAAAGACAUCGCCGAGCAGAGCAUGUUCAACCUGCUGGAGAGCGACAUAGAGCAGGUGAGCCAGUUGGCAGCUUUGGUUCAGGCCCAAUUAGAAUAUCACAGCCGAGCUGCAGAGAUCCUCCAACAACUCUCCAGAAAGAUGGAAGACAGGAUAAAGGAGGCGUCCAAUAAACCCAGGAAAGAGUACAUGCCCAAACCCCGUAUGACACUGGAGCUUCUUCCACCCAGCGAGAGCCACAACGGGGGCCUCCACUCUGCCAAGUCCCCAGGAAAAUCCCCCGGUAAGAGGGAGACUCUUCACAUGUGGCAGCACAUCACUGGGAGGAGACCCCGGGCUCCCAUGGACCAGCCCUGCUGCCGGGCGCUCUACGACUUUGAGCCGGAGAACGAAGGUGAGCUGGGUUUCAAGGAGGGUGACAUCAUCACCCUGACCAAUCAGAUUGAUGACAACUGGUACGAGGGCAUGAUCCACGGCCAAUCAGGCUUCUUCCCAAUCAACUAUGUGGAUAUCCUGGUCCCGCUUCCGCAUUAG